AUGUGCUUCUGGCCCCAAAACACUGAGAGCUUCUCGCAGGAUGGUCCUGAUGAAGAGGACAACUCACUUCUUAUGUCUUCAGCUGAUCAAGAUGACACUGUGGUUCCUCCAUCUCUCCAGUCAUCCCCUCAUGUCAACCAAUCCAAGGACUUCAUUCGCUGCCUGCCACUUCACCUGUCCAUGGGCAUCCUGGGGCUUUUGGAUCAAAAAUCCCUCAACACAUGCGCUGCCGUGAGUAGAUGCUGGGCUUUUCUGGCCGAAGAAGUCAAGAGGGAACGUGUGUGUCAAAGCAUAGUACGGGAGAAGAUCCUGUAUUUGCAGGGGUUGUCCCCAAGAGGAGCAGUUUCAAACUAUGCUAAAACAGUCAGUGUGACAAUUCCACAGUUAAAUGAAGAGGGUGAUGUCAUCGAAGUGAAACGCCACACUUGGGAAAGCAAACUGAAGGAGGAGGAAGACCAUCUGCAGGCGGUCUAUCACGAUCUGCAAACUGACACGGUUCAGUUGGAAGAGAGAAAUGUCUUUUGCGGCUCCUACAAUAUCCGUGUCCUCACAGACCAACCAGACCGGAGCAGAAUAAUCCAUUACAGCGGUGGAAACUUGGUAGCCGUUGGCUCUGCAGACCGAAAAGUGAGGCUUCUUGCUAUGUCGGCAAUGAAAGAAGUGCCUCCUCUUCUUUCCGGCCACGCUGGGAGCAUCAAAGCGCUCUUCCUCAAUGAGAAGAAAGGGUUUGUUCUCAGCGCGAGCUUUGAUCUCAGCAUCAGAUGCUGGAAUAUAUACAGCGGUGCUUGUACGAAAGUCUUUAAUGGGCACUGUGGGACGAUCACCUGCCUGGAUUUACACGAAGAGCAGUUUGUGUCAGGAGCCAGAGACGGGAUGGUGAAAGUGUGGAGCCUGGAGAGUGGGAAGUGUCUCAAGACCCUGAAGCACAGCAGUGCUGUUUGGGCAGUGAAGACGGACGGCACCCGCGUUGUCAGCGGGUGCGACCGAGGGCUGGUGAAAGUCUGGUGCGUUGACACAGGCGCUCUGAUCAAAACGUUAGAGGGGCACCAAGGCCCCGUGAAGUGCUUGUCCUUUGAUCAGUGGCACCUCGUCACGGGAAGCACCGAUGGAUACGCCCUGGGAUGGAGCAUGUUGGGAAACCUGAAGAGAUGCCUAACGGCUUUCUGCCACCCGAAGGAAGUUCUGUCUCUGGAGUUCUUCUAUCUCCGAGUCAUCAGCGGCUGUGCCGACGGAAAGAUACGUAUAUUUAAUUACCUGACUGGAACCUGCCUGAAAGUGUUGAUGGCCAAUAGCAGAGGGGACCCCGUAUCUUCUUUCUGUGUUGCAGAAAACAGGAUGGUGGUCAACUCGCCAACUAGUCUGUUGGUGUUCCAGUUUGAGGAUGUCAGGUGGGACUACACCUUAGGCACCGAGCGAGAGACGGUGGGGAAGAAAAACCAGUCUGAGGGGGCUUCAAGCACAAUGCCGCUGCGCCUUCAGCGCCUGAAACGCCACGACCUCAGCCUGAUGCACCCCCUUGCUCUGGAGACGCAAGAUGCCAACCAGCUCCUGCCGUCUUGCUGGAUCCGCUGCUGGUCACCGAAAGGUUGGGGAGUAUCUCAAGCUCUCUGCUAUGAGCUGAUGAAAGCAGCAGCUCGCCAGCAGCGGCAGCGUUUUCUCAAGAUGGAAAAGACUUUUCGUCUCCAGGCAGAGCAGCCGAAAAAGCCUUCCACCCCUGGCACCACGCCAGCCCGUGCCUCUGCCUUGGGAAAGGCAGCGAGAGCACAUUCUGCAGGAAUCCCAGCAGACAGCGAUGGCAAAUCUGAACGUGGCCCUUCUCUCUACGCAUCUGCACAUCCUGACAGGACAGAAGCCGCUUUGCAGCAUGAAAAGAGACGAGACCUGUGUUGUCCCAUGUCCCCUGACAAGUUCUUCUUAAUGGUCAGCACGCUGCAGAACGCCCACAAGGCAGCCGCCGCCAGCUCCAGUAUUAAACACACCGCAAAACUCAAGCUGAAAAGCUCUUUGCAUGGACCCACUGUGAUGUCCUCCAUCCCUGCUCCUUCCAUCGUACGUCCCAAGACUUGUGGUUUGCUGCGAGAAAAGAAAGCUCCCAGGGGACGACAGCACCCUUCCCCAAGCAACAGUGGGUUCAGGCUCCUGACAGGAAAACAGAAGGAGGCGUAUGAGACGGCUGCCAUAGCUCAGUAUGGGGCACACCAGACAAAGCUCACAGAGGAUCAGCAGAGAGCAUGCAAGAAGGCCUGGCUAAGGAAAAUUAAAGGCCUCUCUGUAGACUCCUUUACUGGGGAGGGGAAAAUAGCUGCUCCUGAACUUGGGCUGAACACAUUCAUUUGA
Charadrius vociferus (killdeer) is the source of this 2337-nucleotide messenger RNA. It is a transcript of the gene FBXW10B, whose product is annotated as CMT1A duplicated region transcript 1. The transcript has 14 exons. Bases 1 to 2337 code for a protein of 778 amino acids. The record is from RefSeq and is a predicted model, not a curated record. NCBI's taxonomy places the organism in Eukaryota, Metazoa, Chordata, Aves, Charadriiformes, Charadriidae. Gene Ontology annotation, molecular function: protein binding.